Molecule: messenger RNA, 1343 nt
Organism: Lotus japonicus
Lineage: Eukaryota; Viridiplantae; Streptophyta; Magnoliopsida; Fabales; Fabaceae
Product: BURP domain protein RD22-like
Exons: 3
Coding region: 89-1147 (352 amino acids)
Source: RefSeq, a predicted model, not a curated record
CACUCUUCCUCUAAGUCUGGUCUAUAAAUAUUUGCAGUUUCUCUUCUCUCAAUAUCACCUUCUCAUCUCUUAGCACUUUGGUUCAGCUAUGGAGCCUUAUUUUCUUUCUACAUUAUUUUCUCUCAGUAUGAUGGUGAUGUUAGCCUAUGCUGCCUUACCUCCUCAACUUUACUGGAAAAUGAUGCUUCCAACUACGCCGGUUCCGAAAGCAAUCACAGAGCAACUAAGCCUUGCACUUGCAGGAGAUAUUGUGAGCAGAGGGAAGAGUGUUAAUGAUGCCGAAACUCAAUCACAAAACAUGUUCCAUGGUUCUAAGGAGAUUCCACCACAAGAGAUAGGAUCAUUUUUGUUUAAUGUGACUCAACUUCUUGGCUAUGACACAAAUCUUUAUGGGUAUAAAAUUGGCGCUAAAGAGAUCCAACUUCAUGAUGACACAAAUCUUUAUGGGUAUAAAAGUGGUGCUAGUCUUCACAAGUUGCUGCACGAAAAAACAAAAGCCGGUGUUUUUUUCUUCGAAGAAAACCUUCAUCCAGGCACCAAAUUGGAUUUGCAAUUGAGUAAGAGAAAACCUGCAGUCCCAAUUUUGCCUCGCAAAAUCGCAGACCAGAUACCAUUCUCACUGGAAAAGUUGAAAGAAAUAUUGGAGAUACUUGUAGUGAAACCCGACUCAAAGAACACUGAGAUUGUAGAGAAAACAAUUGGUUGGUGUGAAUUGCCUUCAAUGGAAGGAGAAGAACAAAUGUGUGCUACUUCAUUGGAAUCCUUGGUGGAUUUCAUCGCUUCCAAGCUUGGGAAAAAUGUGCUUGCUAUCUCAACAGAAGUGGAAUUUGAAAAGGAAACUCAAUCACAGAAUUUUUUAGUGAAAGAUGGAGUGAAGAAGUUAGCUGAUGAUGGUAUUGCUGUUUGUCAUCCCAUGACUUACCCUUAUGCUGUUUUCUUUUGUCAUAAAUUAGUAAAAACUAGUGCAUAUUUUGUUCCUUUGGAGGGUGAAGAUGGGGCUAGAGUUAAAGCAGUUGCUGUGUGCCACAGAGACACGUCGAAAUGGGAUCCAAAUCAUGUAUCGUUCCAAGACCUCAAUGUCAAGCCUGGAACAGUUCCAGUGUGUCAUGUCUUACCUGAGAGGCAUCUUCUUUGGGUUCCCAAGUAGAGUACUAAUCAAAUUUCUGCUUGUUUGCACACGGGGUUAUUGAAGCUUAUCUGCUAUUAAAUAAGUUCCAGUAAGUACUAUUUAGUUUACAUCCAAACGGUUCUUUGUCCUCCUUGUAUAUAUCCUUAAAUAAGUGGACAGAUCCAUGUAGCAUUAGCUGCACAAUAUCAAUCUUAAAUCCAUGAUGAUGGUUAAA